AUGUCUUGUGGUUCAGUUCUCAAAGCCAAGCGCAGAGCUGCUGGGGGCUGUGCCCUCCACGUGGGACUGACCAGCUGCGUCUUCCUCAGGCCAGUGACACUCAUCACCACCCACCCUGGCAAUGAGGUCAGGUAUGGGCCCCAUGAGGAGAAGCUAGAGGAGCCCCAGCAGCUGUGUGCAAGCUGGAGGCUGCCAGAAGUCAAACAGCAGGUCAUUUCUGCAAACAUCCAGAGACAGGCUCAGAAAGUGAAGAGAGACAGGGAGAGAUUGGCCAAAGCUUUGAGUGCAGACAGCCUGGCCAGUGAGGCAGAGAGGCUGAGUGGCCAGGAAGAAAGGGCUGAAAUCCAGAUGGAAACAGGAGAAGGAGCUGCUGGAGACUCUGAGAUGUGA
Heterocephalus glaber (naked mole-rat) is the source of this 390-nucleotide messenger RNA. The record is from RefSeq and is a predicted model, not a curated record. NCBI's taxonomy places the organism in Eukaryota, Metazoa, Chordata, Mammalia, Rodentia, Bathyergidae.